GAAUGCGACGGAGGCUACACGUGAGCCAUGGAUACACCGUUGAGGCGCAGCCGGCGGCUUGAAGGCUUAAAACCUCUGUCUCUAGAGACCCUUCCUGACCCCGCAGUUUCCCGAGCGAGACGGGCCCUUCUCGAGUUUGAGUCGAACCCAGAAGAAACCAGCGAACCCAAGUCUCCGAGAGUGCAGCCACUGGAAACAAGUCCCGGAUCACCGUGUCUGAAACAGGAAGCAGGCUUUGGGUCCCCUCAAAGGCAGCCAGAGCCUGACCCCGGGUCCCUGCAAUCUCAGCAAGAUCUGGGCCUGGGGUCACCUACAGAACAGACAGAAUCGAGUCCGGAAGCCCCCCAACGAGAGACGUCAUCCAAAUCUCUUCCCACACAAGGAGAACUGGACUCAGAGGUGGUACACGCUAAGGAGUUGAUCCCAGGAUCCCCAGAGCCUUGCCCGGGCCAGCAAGCACCGGGUCCCGAGCCCUCUCAGCCAGUACAGGAGCUGACAUCCCAGACACCCAGCUUCCCACAGCGCCAACAGGAACCAAACAAGCUACCUCCAGCUGGCAAGACGGUGACAGGUGGCCUCGACGUAAAGAAACGAGUUAUACCUUCUCCCCAGGCCCCGGCACCCAAGAAAUUGAAGGAGGAGGAGCUUCCUGUAAUCCCGAAGGGGAAGCCCAAAUCCGGGCGCGUGUGGAAAGACCGCUCCAAGAAAAGGUUCUCCCAGAUGGUUCAGGACAAGCCCCUGCGUACCUCCUGGCAGCAGAAAAUGAAGGAGCGUCAGGAGAGGAAGCUGACCAAGGAUUUUGCCCGGCACCUAGAGGAGGAGAAACAGAGGCGCCGGCAGGAGAAGAAAGAGCGCCGGGCUGAGAACCUGAAACGCCGCCUAGAGAAUGAACGAAAGGCUGAGAUUGUCCAAGUGAUCCGAAACCCUGCCAAGCUCAAGAAGGCGAAGAAGAAGCAGCUGCGCUCCAUUCAGAAGAGAGACACCCUAGCCUUGCUCCAGAAGCAGCCCCCCCAGAGGCCUGUAGCCAAGGUCUGAGCUCAGGACAGCCUGGAGCCUCCACAAGCCAAGAGCCACAGCAGACAAGCCACCUCUCAGGCCACUGUCAGACAUCUCUCCUGGCGCCAGCACACCAACUGUGUUGCAUUAAGACAGGGAGAGCAGCCCAGAGGGACCUCACAGGGUCUCAGGAGAGAUUUAGCUGCCUCCAUCUCCUUUCAGGUCUUUGCCAAAGUGCCUUAGGGUAGUGGUGGUGCACACCUUUAAUCUCAGCACUUUGGGGGGUGGGUGGUACAGAGUCAGGCAGAUCUCUGAGUUUGAAGCCAACCUGAUCUACAAAGUUCCAGGACAGCUAGGGCUACACAGAAGCCCUGUCUCCAACAACAAUUAAAAAGAAAAAGAGAAAAAAAAAAAAGAUCUUGAACUGUGAAUUCGUGUUCUUCAGUGAGCUGUAACUAACUCCCUGUCUCAGGGUCCUGGGUCUAGUCCAUACUUGGAGGUCUGAUGUCACAAGUCAGUGCCCCCAUUGUCCCAAAAGCCAGCCACCUGUUCUGCACCUUCUGUCCCCUCUGCUGACUGAAACCAGCCCCUCCCUGUAAAGUGGGGAGGUUGCAGAACUGGGUUCCUCUCUAGCACCCGUUUCCCACAAUGGACUGUAGCCUUAGGACUUGAGCCAGGCCCAGCUGGUCUUCCACAGAAGCGUUUAUUGAUGUCUGCACAAGUACAGUCUGGACUUCCAAAAAGACACAAGUCCCUGCCCCAUUGGACUUUCAUUCUUACAAUAACCAAUUAAAAUGCAUGGUGUAA
Messenger RNA from Cricetulus griseus (Chinese hamster), 1803 nucleotides. NCBI's taxonomy places the organism in Eukaryota, Metazoa, Chordata, Mammalia, Rodentia, Cricetidae. The record is from RefSeq and is a predicted model, not a curated record.